AUGGAGGAACCCGCUGCCGAGAAGCGCAGCGUGUCUGCGACGGCCGACGACAACGCGAAGCCGUCUACUAAUCACCGCACCGCGUCGCCCGCGCCAUCGGCAGGAGCUGCCGCGGAGCCGGACGCCGCGACGCAGGCGGCAGCCCUGGCUGAGCGAGAGGUCGCCGCGGCCAAGGCGGCAGCUGAGCAACAACAAAAGCGUCGGGAAGCAUCGCCGCAGCAGGACCGCCCACAGGCCCCUACGCCGCCGGCCGAGCCGCGGCUUCAUCAAGAGUCCCAAGAGGGGCGAGAGGCCCGUUCAUAUGAGCGGAGCACCAGCAAGCCUCUUGUUCAGUCACCAGAACGGGAGCAGAACGAGGGCGAGGAGGAGCCAUCGCCGCGACAGCAGCGGCCAAAUGGCACCGCGACAGACUCUGUGCAGCUCAACGGUCACAAGAGCAACGGCGUGGCCGAAGACGGAGAGGCAGAGAGCGAGCUCAGCGAACCCGACAGCAACCUUCAUUCACCACCCACCGCGGCGCCUGUUGCUGAGCCCGAAGACGAAAUAGUUGUCGAGGCCCGUGGUGAUAAGGAGCACAAGCCCGACGCUCCCGCACCUCGGCCGGCCAACGAGGAUGCUGUAAUGCAAGACGCUCAAGACGAAGCUGCAGUUCCUCAUUACCCGAAACGGAAGCGCACUUCUCUGUACCCUGACCUGAGUGAAACCAAGAUGGAAAACUCGCAGACAGCCCCCGCUGCACCACCUGCUGCUCCGCCCGCUGUCAAGGACGUCAGGAAGCCCAGGGCGAGAGAGACCUCGGUCAAGGCUGCCCUGCUUGGCUGCUGGAGAGACUCCCCGGUACCUGAGCCUGAGCGUCGACAUGCUGUUGUUGGCUUCAUCGACAUACGUGAUCGCCUCCGCACGCGGGUCCAGCCUCACACCACGGCCGGGAUCCCCAUUGACGACUUUCGCCUGCCUCCUGGACCCGGUGGCAGCUGGGUCACGUUCGAGCGCAUCGCCUUCGCUGAGCACCUCAUCGGACUGGAUCACCCCCAGGUCAAGGAGUAUGUGCGUUUGGUUGCAGAAAUGCAGCAGAGCGAGGCAAUGAACAUGUCGGACGAAGAGCUCGUUCAAGCGGCCAUCGCCCGCGCCAAGGCGAAUCCUGCGUACGAGAAUCCCGUGGUGGCUCCCCAGAUUGCCUAUGGUCUGGAAAUGCCCGACCGCGGAUCGGAUCGCCCCGAGUCCAAGCGCCGCAAAACGAGCACCGGCUUUGCCGCCAUUAACACGAACUCGGUGGACACUGCCACGCCUCCCCCGGACUCGGCCAAAGCUCUGACUCCGCCUCAGUCUAUGGCCUCGCACCAGACUCGAUUCUCAGUUGACCCUUUACCCGGAACCCGGCCGACGCGCAUCCUUCUCGGAUACUGGAAGCCGUCCAGCGAGCCUGAUCCCAGAGAUCGACACGCCGUCUACGGAAUUCUCGGCCAGAACGACAUGUUCAGGGUCAAGGUGGUGCGAGAAGCCCGAGACGGUCGCCCCGUUGAAGGCAACUUCCCGCAGGGUGCAGGGGCUCUUUGGAUCCAGUACGACGAAGUCGAGUUCGACGACCAUCUCAAGGGUCUCCAACGCGCUGAGAUCAAGGAAUACUGCCGCGUCCGACAGUAUCAGCUAGAUCAGCUGUUGGGCAAGGCCGAAACACCGGACCAGAGAGCUGAAAACGAGACCAAGGCGGUCGUUGAGGCACAGGCCCGUGCCGGAAGCGGCCUCAAACUUCCCAGCAACGCGCCGAGCUUCAGCACCGUUGCGUCCGCGGCCACAGAGAGCGAGGCGACAUCCAAGUCUGGCUAUGGCGGUCAUGAGCUGCGUCAGUCUCGCAGGAUCGAACCCCGGCCCGACGGUCGCAACCUCCGCCACUCCCUCAACGAGAAUGAUCUCCGAUCGACUCAGCAGCGAGCCCAGGCCGGCGGCAACGCGGUCGCCCUCGAGCGAACCAACGCCAUGGCGCGCCGUGAGCUCGCGAGAGCAGAGGCCGCCCAGGUUCGCGCCGACCGUCACGCGACGAACCGAGAGCGUGCCGCGGCAGCCGCAGCGGCCGCAGAUGCCACCACGGCUGCCGCCGCUGCUGCCGCCGCUGCUGCGACACCAGUGCCGAUGACCAAUGGCCGCGUCCUGUUUCACGAGUCUGACGAUGUGCAGCGGCUCAAUGAUCUGUGGGAGCGCCAGGAGACACUGCGCGUCAAGGCCGGCGCAGAGGAGGCCAAGUUCUACGACGGUGUUAAGUACGAGCGCAAACCCACCGGUCCGUUUGUCGGCAAGCUCGUUUCGCAGGGCACCAUCAUCAACAUUGACGGCGAGGACUACGUCGAAUAUCGUGUCCUCACCAAGCCGUCAUUCUUUUAA
Molecule: messenger RNA, 2379 nt
Organism: Purpureocillium lilacinum
Lineage: Eukaryota; Fungi; Ascomycota; Sordariomycetes; Hypocreales; Ophiocordycipitaceae
Source: RefSeq, a predicted model, not a curated record